Molecule: messenger RNA, 2520 nt
Organism: Psilocybe cubensis
Lineage: Eukaryota; Fungi; Basidiomycota; Agaricomycetes; Agaricales; Agrocybaceae
Exons: 4
Coding region: 1-2520 (839 amino acids)
Source: RefSeq, a predicted model, not a curated record
AUGCCAAAGCAAACCAUUACCGACCUGAAAGAAUUCAGAAACGCCAUUGAGACGCUUGACAAAAAGGUCCGGAGAGGGCUCGAGAAUGGCAAUGUGACGGAGGUUAUGAACCUAAAUUGGGAUUUGGUAUUGGCCGUAGCCACAUCCACGGCCACAGAAUGUGUUGCAGAAAAAGAGAAAAAGUCAAAUAUAUUUCUGUUCCAAUUCUUGAUGGCCUAUGGAGAAGCGCGUCAACAAGAUCAACAUUACAGCCCCGAAUUUCUAGAAAAGAUGCACAACCUUUUGAAAAAUGAGGGUUCCAGUGGCACACCUGAACCUCAAGACAGGCGCUCUGAACAUCCCAAUAACAGCAGUAAAUUGAGUAACCGCAUGCAGAAUGCAACUCGCCAACAUGCCCGACCCUCGCCAAAAAAGUGUUGUGGUACUGGAAAGAUUGGUUCGGCUUCAGCACGUCCAGUAAAACCAGAGUCCGACCCGGAGGAUGACUCUGAUGCAUCAAAUGCUGCUCGACCUCCCAAGAGACGUCGCAUCGGCUCAACUCGUGCGAGUGCUAUUAAGACUUUUGCUGAACUUGAGGCAUCAGAAGAUGACACUGGCAAUGACGACACAUUCAUACCUUCUCGGUAUCCUUCUGAGCCUAAAAGCCCUGAGGAAACUCCCAAACCAAAGACAGUACGAUCUACAUCCAAACGAAAUAAAUCUUCGGCUAGGCAGUCGAAGGAGAAGUCGGUCGGACCUGGACACGAUGAGCGCAUGCCAGUGAAGGCUACGAAAUGGAUUCAUUCAAUUACAAGCGAGUUAGAAGACGAUCGUAACCCAAAAAUUACUCCCCGAGGCGCAUUGAACCUAAUCAAAGUUGGAGCAUCAACGCCAUUCAACAGUCGAGCUAGAUCCGUUGCAGGUCAUCACACCGAACUCCCUGUGAAUCUACCCACUGCAGAGUCAGCCAUUAAUCCUACGAUGGCUGAUGCAAAGGAGUCAGACACGGUUAAUGUCUCCAAUGAAACCACAUCACCUCAAGAAACCUCAUCAACUCCAUCCGCAAAAGCUAAAGGAAAGCAAGUAGAGCGUCUUGUCAAGACAUGGGACAACUGGUUCCAUGAAGAUGCCGCCCAAAGUAGUUCCACUCAGCCACCACCACCUUUGCCUCCUCGCCCUUCGUAUAUUCGUGAUUGGGACUUGGAGGAUGAUACAAAAGGCCAAGACACCAAUACCACCUUAUCCACCGAAGAUCGGCUCACAAGGCUAGAAAAGAAAUGUGACCAAAUCAUUCAAAAAAUGAAGAGAAUAGACGACCAGCUCACCAGUUAUGAUCACGGUUUUGACUACAUCACGGGGAAGUUGACCUUCUUUGUUUCAUUGGUGGAAUUGAUCGACUCAAAAGUGGAUACAUUAAAUCACUUUAAUGCAGAAGUCAUUGAAAGAAUGACCGUAAUGAGGCGAGAAGUCAAUGUCGUUCUGCGCGAUAUGUACGAGCAUAGCUCGUCAGAGGCCGAGGGGCAUACACAUUAUGAUGCACCACAAACGUACCAAAGUGGAAAUGCGACACAGAACAACGGCAAUGCUAAUGCGUCGACUUUGGCAUCAAUGACAGAUUCAACGGACGUAGGUCGUGAAUAUGUGCCUGUACAUUCACACAGCAAGUUAGCUGCUUUGGCCAAAACAUGGUCUGGGGGGACAUCAGACAAACCAAUUGACCUUGAAGAGCACGAAACUCCAUCUUUGGCCAGUGGCGACUGUGCUAAGGAUGCCGAGAAUAACGCCGAUCAAGCCAAGCUCGCCAAACCCGCACUCCAAACCAAAAUGCGGACUUCUGUGAAUGCCACUGCCAGUUUGCCUAGUCGUAAGAAACUUGCCAAAGAAACAAACCAUGCUCACCGGAGCUCGAACAUCCGUGUUGAGUCCCCCAACCCUAACAGUAAUGCCGAAAAAGACCAGAACACCAAGCAGAACACCAAGGAUGACAAUGUCCAACACGUGUCCUUGACAACUCGCCUGGAUGAUGCCCGAUUGUCAGGUCAUGUCAAGCUCGCCAAAGAGGCCGAAGUUGUCGAACAGGCACUCUCGCCAAAUAGUGUCAACACUGCCUACUCGUCAGUUCACGCCAACCACGCUGAUGAUGAACAUAUGAAUACUCAACCCGACUCAGCAAAUAACUCGCAUCAGCAAAAAAAAAUAUUGCAGGACCAAGGUGCUGAGAUAGCCAAAGAUAUGGUGUCCAACAAGGAUGCAAGGGGUGAAGACAAGGCCAUUGCGGUUGAACAAGAUGACCAAUCCUCACCCCGUGUCUCCAUACCCCACAAUUCCCACGAACGUGAAAAUUGCCUCACUCUUGUUCCUUAUCAUCGUCUUACCGCUGUACCCCCUUCACCAGUUAUCCCACCCCAAUCUUUCUCAAAUUUGGCUAAUCCGCUACAAGUAUUAUCAUCCCCCUUCCCCCCCAUGCAGAUAGGACCGGAUGGCAAUUUACUUACGCCUCCAGGAUCACAAGAUGACCAAGAUGAUAUGGUUGAAUAUUAA